GUUCGGCAAUGGCGGAGUCCCACCACUAGUUUAUGCGACCGACGUGUCAAGUAAUGGGACCUUUCUUACGAAGUAUAAUGCAGCAUACGCGAACUCGCGAGCCAGUCAAUCCGUUCUGAUGACUCGCAAGCACGGCGCAUUCUUGCUCGACGACAGAGACGAGCUUCGCAUUUCCGAAUCAGUCAUACUGGUCUAUCAUGAUAUGGAGCCCAACUCCAGUUUCUCACUGACUCCCACUCAGAAGGAUGAGGUGCCAAGAUUCGCGUUACGUUACUCGAUUACCCGCCGCCUUCUUGGUAAAGGUGGGUUCGGGAAGGUCGUAGUUGCGAUCCACCAGAAGUCACAGCGACAACUGGCUUGCAAAGUGAUAAACUUGAAAGAGUUCUAUCCAGAAGAAGUCAUGCAUGAUCUGCGACUACCUACCUGCGAGGAGACCCAACCAAGUAUUGCGUGUGGGUCCAGGAAGCGCUGGCCAAGCAAGGUCACUCGAUGUUUUCGCGAAUUUCGAAUUCUCGAAGACCUAUCCCACCCGAACAUUAUCAGCGUCGAAAAAGUCUUUUGGAGUCCGAACACCAUCUACCUGUUCCAAGAAUUGAUCAGUGGAGGGGAUCUGUUCUCGUAUAUGGAGCGGAAAGGGGGCGCAUUGAACUCCAUCGACGCGGCUGUAAUUGUUCUCCAGAUCCUCAAGGCGGUCAAUUAUCUGCAUGAUCGCGACAUCGUUCAUCGGGAUCUCAAACCAGACAACAUACUCCUGACGUAUCCCGAAGACGGAGCACGUAUCGUCAUUACUGACUUCGGGAAUGCCAGAGUUCUGCCAAAGUCGACUGGAAAUGACCGCCGACGCAUGUUUACCAAGACUGGAACCAUCGAAUAUAUUGCACCUGAAAUCUAUGAAAUGAACAAGACAUGCCCAAAGGGCUCGGGAUACUCUAAAGCAGUAGAUAUGUGGUCGAUCGGCGUGAUCACAGCAAAUCUACUGUCCAACGAAGCUCUCUUCGGUGCUCCUUGUUAUGAGCCGGAACCUCACAAUUACACUCUAAAGCUUGCGGCCAAAUGCGAUCUCAGCGUUAUCGAUAAUGAUGACCACCCUGCCUGGAGUAAAGUGAGCGACAAACCGAAAGAAUUUGUCAAGAAACUGCUCAUGCUACGGGAGACAGAUCGAAUGACGGUGAAGCAGGCGCUUGCGCAUCGCUGGUUCACGAAUCCUUAUCUGGCCGAAGAGUUCGAAGCUUUGUACGCGCGCUCCAUAAGGGAUUGGCAGCCUAGACGUAAGGUUUCCAAGCUCGUCGAGCCUAUUGCCGCGCCAACUCCGAACCUAGGACUAGGUUCCCAGAUACAUUCUCAUUACUUUCAACAGCCCUCCCUUCCGGUUUCUCUCCGGGAGGUUCGAGAGCGCUUUACGGGAUCGCAAGACUGGAACUUGAGCGUUGUAUACCCUCCUUCUGAGGGAGAGUCUGUCAAAGCAGAGCACGAAGAGGCUCAGUACGAGGGACCCAGCCGUUACGAACAGUACUCCUUCGAGCUCGGCACACGAUCUGGCCACGAGCACGCAAGUAAAUCAUUCAACAACUCGAUGAAUCAGCUUUCGCUCGAUCCCGACCCCUCAGCGUCAGGAUAACACAAUGGAUUCUCUCAUCACUUUCGGAAUAACGCUGCAGAACCACGAUAGUCCUUUUGAUUCGUCGGUGCCAUACCCGCCCCUCACUCAACAACAUUCGCCGAAUACUGAUGGGCAGAAGCAAAGCUUGUCUCCAAGUCCAAGCAGCUCUAUCGUCUACGAGACUCCCAUUCGCGACUCACACUUGCAAGGCCUAGCAUGUUACCAGGAAAUUUUCAGCA
This is a messenger RNA of Paraphaeosphaeria sporulosa, 1839 nucleotides long. RefSeq names its product Pkinase-domain-containing protein. The transcript has 3 exons. Gene Ontology annotation, biological process: protein phosphorylation. The coding region runs from base 119 to 1618 and encodes 499 amino acids. Gene Ontology annotation, molecular function: protein kinase activity; ATP binding. NCBI's taxonomy places the organism in Eukaryota, Fungi, Ascomycota, Dothideomycetes, Pleosporales, Didymosphaeriaceae. The record is from RefSeq and is a predicted model, not a curated record.